Molecule: messenger RNA, 5891 nt
Organism: Sceloporus undulatus (fence lizard)
Lineage: Eukaryota; Metazoa; Chordata; Lepidosauria; Squamata; Phrynosomatidae
Gene: LCT
Product: lactase
Exons: 17
Coding region: 1-5784 (1927 amino acids)
Biological process (GO): carbohydrate metabolic process
Molecular function (GO): beta-glucosidase activity
Source: RefSeq, a predicted model, not a curated record
AUGGCACUGAUACGCAAGCUGUCCUUGAUUUUUCUUCUCCCUUUCAUUUGCACUGGAGUAGAGUGGGAUCCUACUGAGAAUUUUAUUUUUAUUGCUGGCCCUCUUACUAAUGCGUUAGUAAGUAAUUUAAACACCCAAAGGGGAAAUGUAAGAGACAGCAGUCUUAAUUCUGUGAUGGCCCAGUUGGAUUAUUUUUGCCAUCAGCCUUCCCUCCCUUCCUUGCUGCCAUACUUUGCUGAACUUCGUGGAAAUGAUGUGACUCACUUUAAGGUGUUCUUGCCUUGGACUCAAAUCUUCCCAGAGAUGAAUGCCCAAAGUGCCAAUGAGACUAACAUUGUAUGCUACAGACGGCUUCUUGGAAUGCUCCAAGCUGCAGAUCUCAAACCGGUUUUAAUACUACAUCAAAAGCACUUGCCAAACUCUUUAAGUGCUCAGCUUUCUUUGAGACAGCCUGCAACUUUCGUUGACCUUUUUGCUGAAUAUGCCGAGUUUGCCUUUGGAUUGUUUGGUGAUCUUGUUGACACUUGGCUUACUUUCAGCAACUUGCCUGAGGCUGCAGAGUCUCUGACUCAAGGAGAUCCACAUGCUUCUCUCCAGGUGUUAGCUUCAGCCCAUGAAAAGGUUUAUACAAUUUACCAUGAAAAAUAUGCUUCAGAAGAUGGAAAAAUGUCUAUUUCAUUAGAUGUUCAUGAUGAUGCUGUGCUGGUGCCAUCUGGACCUUUCUUGGCUUCAAUUCUGGACUCUCUAGAUUUUCUCUCUCUCAACCUACACUACAACUGUAAAAAGGAAGCCAGUUUUGAACAGAUGCUGAAUGAUCUACAGCCUGUCACAAAUGGUUUGGACAUUUUGUUGUUUUGUCUAAAUUUCCAUGAAUGUUCUUCCACACAAGAAAAUCUACUUACAAAUGUGGCUUCCAUUUUUGGAGCCAUAUAUGAAGGCCAAGCACAGGCAAUAGGAUAUGAUGUAAAUUUCGUCUUGGAUAGCUCACCCAUUGGCUCCUACACAGAAAAUCUAGCCAUUCAUCCCAUGCCAGAUGUGGUAAUGACAUCAGCUAUCAGCCCAUUUUCAUCCUAUCAAACAACCUGGGAAGCAUUUGCUAAUCAGUCUGAAUCAGAGAGAGAUGCUUUUUUGUUGGGUGUUUUCCCUAGUGGUUUUCUCUGGGGUACCUCAACAGGAUCUUUCCGUACUGAAGGUGCAUGGGCAGAGGAUGGAAAAGGAGAGAGCAUUUGGGACCGAUACGGACAUCAAGGCCAUGUCUACAGGAAACAAACAGCUGAUGUGGCAUGUGACAGCUACCACAAGAUAGAGUAUGAUGUCUACUUACUCAGAGGCCUUAGGCCAAAGAUUUAUAAAUUUUCUAUAUCAUGGCCUAGGAUUUUUGCUGAUGGGACUAAGAACAGCUUGAAUCCUCAAGGAGUUAGUUACUACAACAAACUCAUAGACAGCUUGCUGGAGUCUAAUGUUGAACCCAUGGUGACCUUGUUUCAUUGGGACCUGCCACAAACUCUGCAGGAUCUUGGUGGUUGGCAAAAUGAGAGUAUUAUAAGUGCCUUUGUAGACUAUGCAUCUUUCUGCUUUGGAACUUUUGGCGAUCGGGUUAAAUUCUGGAUUACCUUCCAUGAACCUUGGGUCAUUAGCUAUGCUGGCUAUGGCACUGGACAGCAUCCACCAGGAAUUGUUGAUCCAGGGAUGGCAUCCUAUCAGGUAGCUCAUGUUAUUCUCAAGGCUCAUGCCCAAGCUUGGCACAUUUAUGACAUUCAAUACCGUCCCACGCAGCAUGGAAAGGUGGGAAUACUCUUGAAUUCUGAUUGGGCUGAACCAAAGACUGCAGGAAAUGUUGAGGAUAUGAAAGCAGCAGAGCGCUACUUGCAUUUCAUGUUGGGCUGGUUUGCUCACCCCAUCUUUGUUAAUGGCGAUUACCCAGAUAUCCUGAAAUCCCAGAUUGAGCACAUGAACCAGCAGUGUUCUCCUCAAAUUGCCAAACUGCCCGUGUUCACUGAAGAAGAAAAGAAGUGGGUGAAUGGGACAGCUGAUUUCUUUGGCCUUUCGCAUUACACUUCCAGGCUCAUCACUGCUUCAGCUAAUCACACCUGUAUUCCAAGCUAUGAGAAUAUUGGAGGCUUUUCCCCACAGGUAGAUCCUACUUGGCCACAGACAGCUGCAUCUUGGAUCUACGUGGUGCCCUGGGGACUGAGGAGACUGCUCCUAUUCGUGUCCAAAGAAUAUACAGGAGCAAGGAUCCCAAUCUAUAUAGCAGAGAACGGUGCACCAGUGGAUGAUGGAAGUGAUUUUAUCAAUGAUACAAUGAGAAUAAAUUACUACCGCCUCUACAUCAACGAAGCUUUAAAAGCUGUGAAGUUGGAUGCUGUUGAUGUUCAGUCAUAUAUUGCCCGCUCUUUGAUUGAUGGCUUUGAAGGUGCAGCAGGAUACAGUCAAAGGUUUGGCCUUCACUAUGUGAAUUUUGAAGAUGCAAACAGACAGCGGAGCCCAAAGGAAUCUGCAUAUUUCUUCUCCACUGUUAUUGAAAAUAAUGGCUUUCCUGCUAUGGUCACAAAUAAAAAUCUUCAGCCUCUCAAAGAAGAUGUUUCUAUGCCCGCAAGGUUGCCUAGUUUAUCAGCCUCUGAAGUUCCCUCAAAGGCAAAAGUGGUUUGGGAAAAAUUUUCAAAACAGUCUGAUCUGGAAAGAGAUAUGUACUUCUACGGUACUUUCCCAGAAGAUUUUCUAUGGGGUGUCUCCACUUCUGCCUACCAGAUUGAAGGAGGCUGGAAUGCAGAUGGGAAGGGGCCUAGCAUAUGGGAUACUUUUACUCACGUUCCUGGGAAUAUUAAAAAUAAUGAUACAGGAGACAUAGCUUGUGAUAGCUACAAUAAAGCUGAUGAAGAUCUUUAUUUACUGAGAGCUUUAAGGGUGAACAGCUAUCGCUUCUCCCUUUCAUGGCCUCGAAUUUUUCCAGAUGGAAGAAACCAUUCCAUAAAUACUCAUGGUGUUGACUAUUAUAACCAGUUGAUUGAUGGCUUACUGGCCCAGAAUAUUACUCCAAUGGUCACUCUCUAUCACUGGGAUCUGCCCCAAGCUCUGCAAGAUAUUGGUGGCUGGCUGAACCCUGAGCUGGUUGAAUUAUUUGAUAGUUAUGCAGACUUUUGCUUUCAGACCUUUGGAGACAGGGUCAAGUUCUGGGUUACUUUCAAUGAGCCUAUCGCAAUUUCUUCCUUAAGUUAUGAUUUGGCACUGUUCCCACCAAAUUUCAAAGAUGAUCCAGGCUACGCACCCUAUAAGGUUACCCACAUAAUACUGAAGGCUCAUGCUAGAGCUUACCACACAUAUGACCAGAAAUAUAGAGCAAAGCAGAAAGGUGUUGUUUCUUUGAGUCUCAACGUGGAUUGGGUUGAGCCAAAGACGUUGACUGACCCCCGGAAUGUAGAAGCAGCCGAUCGUUACCUGCAGUUUAUGGGAGGGUGGUUUGCGCACCCUGUUUUUAAAAAUGGGGAUUACCCGGAUGCCAUGAAAUGGAAAGUUGGGAACCGAAGUGAACUACAGAAAUUACCAUCUUCCCGGCUUCCAGUAUUCACAGAAGAAGAAAGAGAAUAUAUCAGGGGCACAGCUGAUGUCUUUUGCCUAAACUAUUACACUACCAAAAUCAUAAAACACAGGACCACCAAGCUGAGACCAUACUCCUAUGAGGAUGACCAAGAACGGCUGUUGGAGACUGACCCUUCCUGGCCUAUCUCAGCAAUAGACAAUAUGCGAGCAGUGCCCUGGGGGCUGCGGAGGUUGCUAAACUGGAUCAAAGAGGAAUAUGGCAACCCUCCCAUUUAUAUUACUGAGAAUGGGGUUGGGUUAAAAACCAAAUCUGAAGUUGAUGAUACCAGCAAGAUCUUUUUCUAUAAAACCCACAUUGAUGAAAUUUUGAAAGCUUACAAACUGGAUGAAGUGAAUCUUAAAGGCUAUUUUGCUUGGUCUUUCUUGGAUACUUUUGAAUGGUUAAAUGGUUAUGAGCCAAGAUUUGGCCUACAUCAAGUUGAUUUUGAAAAUCCGAGCAGACCACGAACUCCCAGAAGUUCUGCUAUAUAUUACACUGAAGUCAUACGUCAAAAUGGAAUCCCACUGCCAAAAGAUGAUGAGUUUAUUUAUGGAGAGUUCCCAAAUAACUUUUAUUGGAGCGUGGCGACAGCAUCUUAUCAGACUGAAGGAGCCUGGAGGGAAGAUGGGAAAGGCCUCAGCAUUUGGGACCAGUUUGCUCAUACUCCUUUGAGAAUCAAUAAUGAUGAAAAUGGAGAUAUAGCUUGUGACAGCUACCACAAGAUGGAGGCGGACUUGGCUAUUCUGAAAGACAGCAAGGUGACUCAUUAUCGCUUUUCCAUCUCCUGGCCUCGCAUUCUUCCCGACGGGACCAUCAACCAUAUAAAUGAAGCUGGCCUGAACCAUUAUGAGAAGUUUGUGGAUAGUCUUCUAGCAGCCAAUAUCCAACCUCAGGUCACUAUUUACCACUGGGACCUCCCCCAGGCCCUUCAGGAUGUUGGCGGAUGGGAAAACGAGACCAUAGUCCAAAGGUUUAAAGAUUAUGCAGAGCUCCUAUUCCAAAGGCUUGGUGAGAAGGUGAAAUUUUGGAUUACCGUGAAUGAGCCCUAUGCUAUUGCUAAUGUUGGUUAUGGUUAUGGAGUAUCUGCACCAGGCAUCUCUGCCAGACCAGGCCGAGCUCCAUAUAUCGUGGGGCACAACUUGAUCAAGGCCCAUGCAGAGGUUUGGCAUCUCUACAAUGAAACAUAUCGUCCAAAGCAAAGAGGUUUGAUUUCUCUUUCCAUCAGUUCUGAUUGGGCAGAACCAAAGAACCCUUACAAGCAGGAGGACAUUGAUGCUGCUAGGAGAUAUGUCCAGUUCUAUAUUGGUUGGUUUGCUCAUCCAAUCUUCAAAAAUGGAGACUAUAAUGAGGUGAUGAAACGAAGGAUACAGGAGAGAAGCCAGGGCCAGUCACGCCUCCCUGAAUUUACUGAAAGUGAAAAGCAGAGGAUUAAAGGUACCUAUGACUUUUUUGGACUGAAUCAUUACACCACCAUACUGGCAUACAACCUCAACUAUCCUGCUUUUAUUGCUUCCUAUGAUGCUGAUAGAGGUGUUGCCUCCAUAACAGACCACAGCUGGCUGGGUUCUGGCUCUUUUUGGUUGAAAGUGACCCCAUUCGGCUUUAGAAAGCUCUUGAAAUGGAUCAAGGAAGAAUACAAUAAUCCAGCUAUUUAUGUGACUGAAAAUGGAAUUUCAGAACGUGUAGAUGAGGGCUUCAAUGAUACCUGGAGAAUACAUUACUUAAAAAGUUACAUCAAUGAAGCUUUGAAAGCAAUUGUACAUGAUGGUGUUGAUCUGCGAGGUUACACUGUAUGGAGCUUGAUGGACAAUUUUGAGUGGGCAGUGGGCUUCGCUGAGAGAUUUGGGUUGUAUUAUACUAAUUAUACAGACCCAAAUCUAUCCAGAAUUCCAAAGGAGUCUUCAAAAUAUUAUUCCUCUAUCAUUCGGUGUAAUGGCUUUCCAGAUCCAGCCACUGGGCCCCAUUUGUGUCUAGAACCACAACUUGAGGGUACAAGUCUGCCACCUAGCAUCACAACCCAGCCUACGGAUAAUUCAACCAUUGAGAAGGUACAGUUUUUGGGACUGGACUUGACUUCAUCUCGUGCAGAAGCAGCCCUUUAUGCACUGUUUGCUCUACUCCUGGUGGCUCUACUAGGUCUUGCAAUUUUUUCAUAUGUAUACAGGAAGAGUACCAAAAAAAUCCACAGAAAAAGUAAAAUGUAAACCACAAUACAGAUUUUGUCUUACUAUCUUGAACAAACUUUGGCAGAAAUUUUGCUAAGGUUCAUUAAGUACUAUUAAGAAUAAAUGGUCAAAAAUAUAUGGGAUAU